Molecule: messenger RNA, 6500 nt
Organism: Saccostrea cuccullata (small rock oyster)
Lineage: Eukaryota; Metazoa; Mollusca; Bivalvia; Ostreida; Ostreidae
Product: mitogen-activated protein kinase kinase kinase 4-like
Exons: 21
Coding region: 21-6500 (2159 amino acids)
Biological process (GO): MAPK cascade
Molecular function (GO): zinc ion binding; ATP binding
Source: RefSeq, a predicted model, not a curated record
AAGAGUUAUCGGGAUUUGACAUGGCGGACGGGGAUUUUAGAACUCCCUUGUCGACAACGCCAAACGAAGAUUUCAACCCACUAGCAGAAGAUCAAGAAGAUUUUAACAGCAAACUGUGCCAGCAGAAUACUCAGGAGCAUCAUGACGCUGACUGUAGUGGCAGUGAGGACGAGACAGAUUCUCAGUGUACGUCUAUUGAGGAGAUACCAGCAGGAAUUCUGUACAGUGUAACACCACCAACCAAUAUACGGGGGGUCAAAAGGGACAAGAAAAAACAACAGACAAACAUACAAAAACAAUCCUAUAAACAGUACACAGAAUUAAAAAAAACAAAGAAAUCAUUGCGAAAUGCUGUUAUUAAAGAAAGAUAUGCAAAUGACCCCAUGUUUUGUAAACUUGGUCAUAUAGAUUCAGAUGACAAUCUAGAAAAAGAUUUUGCAGAUGAUAAAGAUAAAAGAAGUAUGGACAGCCGUGAUUUAAAGAAAAAAAGCAUGACAAAAACUAUAGCUCAUGAGAGACUAGCAAAGAGAAGUUCUAGUGAUUUAGCUUCAAUAGACACAACAACGGUAGAUGUUCCUGUUCCUCAAGCUGCUGCUAAGGUGGACACCUCAGGAAGGUUCUCUUCUCUCAACUUUCAUGGAAGAGUUCCAGUAGACAGCUCUGGGAGGUUUGCCUCAUUGAAUCUGAAGUCUCACGCCCUGUCCUCCAUGGGACAGUCAUUGAGUUCUAGUUGGAAUGUAGGCAGAAGUGAACACCGCAGACAGUCAGUAGUUAAUGUGGAAGUGCCAGAAGAAAGAGUGAAAUUUUUCAAAAUAUUCUCUACAUUGAUAAAUAUGGGUUCGCAUUCAAAGAAGGAAAAAGAUGUAAAGGGAGUGAAAGACAAGAUGAGUUAUAGAAGACAGAUCAGUUCUGAGCAGGAAUUGUGGCAGGAGCGCUAUAAAGAUUACUUAUGGCUUGAACUUCAGUUGGACCAACAUGGCUUUAAAACUUUGAAUGAACAAGAGGAGUAUUUGAAAAUGCAAAGAGAAAAAAUUCCAGAUAUUCUAGAAGAAAUACUUAAUUUCAAAUUUGAUUGUUCUUUAGAACAGUUGGAAAGAAGUGAAGAAGAAACCAGUUUUAACAUUGAAAAUAAUGAGAAUACACCUUAUUCAUUCACAUUAACAUCAGAAACAGUUGCACAGCAAAGAGAAGCCCUUAUACAUGUCCAGGAGUUGCUAAACAAACUUGAUGCUAGUGAGCAAUUAUUUCCUACAUCAAAGGCAUUUGCAAAAGAAUUUGAAAUGUACAGUAAUAAACGAUUUACUCAGCAAGUUAAAUCAUUGUAUCUUUGGCAAAGUAUUACCAAAGAUUUGUGUCACAAGAUCAGAAAACUAGGACUCAUACUUGGUGCUCAACAUGCAUCCGAUUAUGACUGGCCAGAAAUGGAUCUUGAUAGUCCCCGGUUGUCAGAAGACUUUCAUUUUAAUUGCGUAGGCAGGCAAAAUAUUCCAAAAAUUCAAGAGCCAUCAUGUGUGAUUAGUGAAGAUGAGCUUGAUAACACUUCUGAAAGCUUUGGUACCCAAACUGAAAAUGCCAAGCGUGUAACAUUUACUCUGAAUAGUAUAAAGUCAUCAAGAAACACAAGUCCGGUGAAUUCUGAGAUGUCUUACAAAGGAUUAAGGACUACCUACUCCUUAGGGAAUCUCUCUAGAGCUUCAAGUGAAGCAAGCCUAGACGAGCUCCACCAUCCACCAGCUAAACUGUUGUUUAGGAAGUAUGUAGACAAAACUUUAAAAAGAAUGGGGAUGAAUAAAAUGUUGCUGAGGUUCAAAGAGCUUUUAGAUAGAACACUACAAAGGGCCAGGGAGGCUUUACAAAGACCAAAGAUUUCUACCAAUUCUGAUAUGCAGGUAUUUGACUUUGCAAUACUUGUAUAUAAGUUUGAAAAUCUGACAUGUGUAUCUUUAAACAUAGGGGAGGGCGGGGAUAAGAAUCUAAAGAUUAAUUUGUGUCACAAGAUCAGAAAACUAGGACUCAUACUUGGUGCUCAACAUGCAUCCGAUUAUGACUGGCCAGAAAUGGAUCUUGAUAGUCCCCGGUUGUCAGAAGACUUUCAUUUUAAUUGCGUAGGCAGGCAAAAUAUUCCAAAAAUUCAAGAGCCAUCAUGUAUGAUUAGUGAAGAUGAGCUUGAUAACACUUCUGAAAGCUUUGGUACCCAAACUGAAAAUGCCAAGCGUGUAACAUUUACUCUGAAUAGUAUAAAGUCAUCAAGAAACACAAGUCCGGUGAAUUCUGAGAUGUCUUACAAAGGAUUAAGGACUACCUACUCCUUAGGGAAUCUCUCUAGAGCUUCAAGUGAAGCAAGCCUAGACGAGCUCCACCAUCCACCAGCUAAACUGUUGUUUAGGAAGUAUGUAGACAAAACUUUAAAAAGAAUGGGGAUGAAUAAAAUGUUGCUGAGGUUCAAAGAGCUUUUAGAUAGAACACUACAAAGGGCCAGGGAGGCUUUACAAAGACCAAAGAUUUCUACCAAUUCUGAUAUGCAGUCACCAGAAGUGGAUGGUACAGUGCAGCUGUCCUCUUCACCAGCCCUGGACCUCCAUUAUGCUGAAGCCAGUUCCUCAUCUGUCAAUGUCUUUCACAGAAGCUCCAGUCUCACGGACUUUGGUGUGUGGAGUGAGCACUUCAUCCAAAUGGGCCUCCCGUCAUUCCAGCCCAGCUAUCUUUUCCUUCUUCAUGUAUUUUUAGAAGUGAUUCAUGAAGCUAUGAGGCUGCGCUUGGAACAGAGACCAGUCAUUGACCCAUCCUUUCUCAGCAUAAGACCGCUUUUAAGGGAGUGCAAGGAAGUCCUUCGAGGUGCAGUGAUUGUAAAGCAGUAUUUUCAGACCAUGGUAGAUGAUGUCUCAACAGAGGGGGAGACCAAUAUCAUGAAAGACCUUGGAGAAUUUGAUGAUGAUGUCAGAAAAAUGUUAGAUGUAUACUUUACAUAUUUGCAAAGCUGGAUGUUAGCUCUGCAGAGUCUUCCAGAAGCCUCUCUUAGUUUGAAGAAUGUUUUAGAAUCAGAAUGGCUUUUCACCAAACAGAUAUGUCCUCAUGUGAUUGGUGGGGAAGCCGAGGCUGGCAAACGCUUCAGUUCCCUGGCUAGCAGUCUUCUGAACUCAAUAGCAGACUUUCUGGAGAGUGGUAUAGAUGAUUUCACCAGCAGUCUGUACAACCUGACAAUAAACGAGGACCAGGAGGAGGUACAAGAGACAACGGACACCAACAACAACAACGACAGCGACAACAACGACGAGGGCCACGAUCAACAGAAACUCAGGAUUCAGGAAAUUAGGCACUUGUUUCAACAGACUUCCAGAAAUUGCAAAAAACUCUUCAAUGAAGCUAGAGAGAGAGCUUCAAAGGCUUUAGGAUUUGCAAAAACUUUGAGAAAGGAUCUGGAAAUAGCAGCAGACUUUAACAUUGCAGUAACAACUGUUGAACUUUUGGCUAAGCUGAAAACUACAAAUUUUGUAAUGGUAAACUUUGCCUCCAAUGACCCAGGUUAUUUAGUGUUCAUUCCAUCCAGAAUUGCAGACAACAGACACCUUAUUUUGCAACUUUUGAAUGUGACUUGUGGCAGAGAAGACUUAAGUGCUUCCCUGCAGGAUUUGGGCAGCCUGAAGGAAGAUGGCUACCUACUGAUGGUGUGCUGUGAGGGGGGCAAGGGCAGUGUUAAAGAUUGCCCUCUGUGGUUUGGUCAGGUUGUAAAAGUGGAUCCUACAGCUGAGACUGCAAUUGCUCUGUCACACAUACAGGUUGAAGGUUUACUUCUUGUUGUGAUUCAUUCAUCUCAGCUUAGUGAACAACGAAAGGAGUUUGAGUCUUUGAUGGGAAAAACAAUACAACUAGUAAAUGAACAGACUUCUUGUCAUCAAGCCAUUGCAGAAUCCUUAACAGAACUAAAGGGGUCUGCAAUGGAGCUUCAAGAAAGAGUUGUUCAAGCCAUAAAGCAAGUGGAUGACAAGUUUUACUGUGAAGACAUGGCAAAUUUUGACGACAAUGAGAGAAACCAUCUCCUUAACUUAUACAGAGAAACAAUGCUGAAAGGAUAUAAUUUUGGAUUUGAAUAUCUUAGAGAAGUAACAAGACUUGUAACUGGAGAAACUAAGCAAAAACUCAGCAAAAGACUUGUUAAUUUUGCCAAAGAGUGGAUGGCAUUUGUAACUGAGAAAUGUGAAAAGGGAAGAGGUAUGCGCCCAAAAUGGGCUAGUCAAGGACUGGAUUUUCUUAUUGUUGCAUGUGAUUCCAAAGUUCUUGCCUGUCUGACUGAUGAAGAAUAUCAGGAGCUGAAGAAAAGCAUCAACAGCUGUAUCAGCCAUGUGAUAGGGUCAGCAGAUCGCACACCAGUCAGCCCCACCCACAGUCAAGGAAGCUCACCCAUUCCACGUUCAUCCAGUGUGGACUCGGGCAGACAACCAUACCUACGCUAUCCAUCAUGGCCAGCCGAGCAGGCUCAGGGGAAAUUCACACGAUCAACCUCCAACAUUUCUAACAAGUCUUCUCAAAGUGAACCACCUCCCAGCUCUACUGAGUCGAGGGUUAAGCGACACUCUAUGGAUUUUCACCCAGAAGUGGAUGUACACGAUGGUGAUGAUGGUGGAAUUGUCUUAGACAUAAAUCUCAAAAGAAACUUUAGAGUUUCAAGUGAGAUAGAAGAUUUAAAACCUUUAGACAGAAGGAAGCAAGCUAUAUUAAGGCUUGAAGAAAGAAGGUUGUUGCGACUUAGAGAUGCUGGGGUGAUAGGAGUGGUAACUAGUCGAAAAAUAGAACCAGAUUAUCGCAUUAGUGUUAGGCGCGUCAACUUCAGGUGGCAAAGAGGACUUAAGAUUGGUGAAGGACAAUUUGGUAAAGUUUAUUCAGCUGUUAAUAUGGACAAUGGAGAAUUGAUGGCCAUGAAAGAGUUGAAAAUUAUCAUGGAUAACUCAAAAUACGGUUCCUUGAGUAUAAUUGAGCUUAAAAACGAACUAAGAAAACGAAAUGCAAGAAUAUCGGGUCGGAAAGCAGAACUGGUCGACAGACUUGACGCAUACGAUAGAAAUGCCGACUUUGGAAGAGUUGAGAAACUUGACCCAGAUUUUUACAUGAUAUUACCUGAUUACGAUACAUACUCGGACGUCAAUUCUGAUUCCCCAUUCCAUGGUUUGACUAUGGAAACGGUUCAAGCCUAUUUUGAACUAUUUGAAAAGAAGUUUGAUAAUCAUUUUAUUCAACUGUACAAUGAUAAUUUCUUAAUAUGUUACCGUAUCUCCAUUGAUAUUAACCCCUUCACAUACAUCAAAGGCAAGUGUCGUGCCGAAAUGAGAAAAGGUGUGUCGUAUACAGUUGAUCUCAAAAUAACUGAGGAGGGGUCAAUAUCGGAAGCUCAGUGUGAGUGUGCUGCAGGCAUGGGGCCUAAUGCACACUGUAAACAUGUUGGAGCUGUCAUGUAUGGGGCGGUAAUGUUUGCAAAACAGAAGUUCAUCAAGACAGAAGAAACUUGCACACAGCGUUUACAGACCUUUCAUAAAUGUAAAAGAUUUAAAGGUAGCCCAAUGAAAUCAACAGAUCUACAUCUACCUGGUGCUGAUGAAUUUACAACUGUCAACUUUGACCCAAGACCAGAAAAAUUUCAAAAUAACCCAGCAUAUCCUGAUCACUUCCAAAAUGUAUGGCUCAAUUUCCCUGGAGUUUCUAAAGUCCCAAUAUUCCAAACAUUUACCCCUGCCAAUAUGAUGGCAGUGGCACAUGACCAUGACUACUUAAAACUGACACCUGAUGACCAUUUCCUUCAAACAUCAUUCAUUUCUAGAUCUCAUAUAUCCAAUUCUCAAAUUGAGAAGAUCAAACAUCAAACAAUGGGGCAGGGCAAUAAUAAAACUUGGAAAGCGGAGAGGAGGAAGCGUUUAACUUCAUCAAUGUUUGGGCGGAUAUGCAAAUGCACAGAGAGAACUGACAAAAGAAAACUUGCUCAAUCUCUCACAGUUACCAAAAAUAUAAAAUCAAAUGCCAUUGAACACGGCCACAAGCAUGAAUCAGUUGCCAUAAAGAAGUUUAAAAAUGAUCACCAUAAAGAUGUGCAGGCAAGUGGCCUAAUAAUUUGUAAAGAUUAUCCAUUUCUAGCUGCAUCACCAGAUGGAAUCAUUAAUGAAGAGGAACUCGUAGAGGUGAAAUGUCCAUAUGUUUCUAGAAACAAGAAAAUUUCACCGACUACAGUGCCAUAUUUGAAAACAAACCAGGAAGGGAAAUACUUUCUUGAUAAUAAUCAUGAUUAUUUUUAUCAAAUACAAGGACAACUUCUUUGUACUGGUGCAAAAUCUUGUAUUCUGAUUGUUUGUUUAGCAAAUAAUUUAACUGUAAAUGACAUUGCGUAUAUUCAAAUCAAACGGGAUGAUACAUUCAUACAUGAAAUGCUAGACAAAUUAGAAAAGUUUUACACCAAUUUCUUCAAGGAUGCAGUACUUGAAAAAUAUUACUACAAGUCCUACAACGACAAUGAGUGA